Molecule: messenger RNA, 693 nt
Organism: Chironomus riparius
Lineage: Eukaryota; Metazoa; Arthropoda; Insecta; Diptera; Chironomidae
Source: the annotation of a GenBank genome assembly
GUUUGAUAAGAGACACUUCUAAGUUGUUAAAUUUCAAUUGUCAACUCUUAAAAAAAUAUAUUUAAAUUUAAACUUUUAAAUUAAACGAUCAUCAAAAUGUCGAACUUUUGGAGCUUGAAUUGCGGAAAGAUUGAAUCAGAAGCCAAAUUCUAUGCAUGGUUUGGAAUAACAUUAAAUAUAAUUAUUGCGGUCUUUGCAAUGUACUUGACUGUGUUCCUGAUCAAAAAUCCAUGCGAAACAAUUAUAGAAAUGAAGCCAAUCGUCCAAAUAACUCGAAUGUAUACUGAAUCCAAAAAUUGUGAAACCAUAUCAACAGCUGCUUUGAUGACUGCAACAAAGGUUUUCAUCGUUGCUGUGGCUGAAGUGAUUCUUUUGGCAGUUCUGUUGCUGGGUAUUAAGAAGCGAAAUCCAGCUUUCAUCCAUCACGUUUUCGUCUACUAUAUUGUAUCGACGAUCAUGGGAUUCUUUUGGGAACUCUCAGCCUUUUCAUCUAAAGGUUAUCUUCUAGUUAUUUUCCCAGGUAUUUUGCAUCUUUAUUUCAUCUAUAUUCUAUAUGCUUUAUAUUCAAAAGUCAGCAGCGAAUAUCAAAGCAUUGAAAAUGUUGAAUUACAAAGAGUUUAAGUCAUGUGCUAGUGACUAUAACUUUACAAAUUAAAAUGGAAUUGGGAAUAUAAUGCAAUAAUAAAGUUUGGC